This is a messenger RNA of Trypanosoma conorhini, 1779 nucleotides long. RefSeq names its product putative ribonuclease. The coding region runs from base 1 to 1779 and encodes 592 amino acids. Lineage: Eukaryota; Euglenozoa; Kinetoplastea; Trypanosomatida; Trypanosomatidae. The transcript has a single exon. Gene Ontology annotation, cellular component: cytoplasm. The record is from RefSeq and is a predicted model, not a curated record. Gene Ontology annotation, molecular function: RNA binding; 3'-5'-RNA exonuclease activity.
AUGCAGGUCACUCGGGACACCUUCCCUGCCGUCUUUCCCAAGUUUGUGGAGCUCCUGCAGACGUGCGACUUUUACGCGUUUGAUGAGGAGCUGACGGGCAUCAACACGGCGGAGCUGCCGGAGACGAUCACAGACACGCCAGAAGAGAGUUACCGUGCCAAGCGCGCCGUCGCCAGCCGCUACAACAUCAUUCAGGUUGGGAUAUGCUUGUUUCACAGAGACACCACUGCGGCCGGCGCCACGCCGACGCGGUAUGUUGCUCGGCCGUUCAAUUUUCUCCUCUUUCCUCACCACGCCGACGACUUUACGGCGGAGGAGCGUUCCAGGGACGUCGUGCUCAGCCCCUCCUCUCUCGCGUUUCUCCGCCGACACGACAUGAACUUUCAGUCAUGGGUGUACCAAGGCAUGGCGUACUGUGACGCACGGCAGGAGGAGGCACUGCGCAGCAGGCAUGCGGAAAAGUGUCGGGAGCUGGACCGAACUCGCAACGCAGAGAAGCAAGAGGCGCAGAGAGAAAGUCUCUUGACAGAAGACGAGCGGGCGUGGUACAAUAACGCCGUGGCGCUGGCCCAGGCCUUCGUUGAACGGGUCGAAGCGGUGCUGGAGCGUGCAAAGGGGAGGAAUGCCGGGCAGACGGCGGGUGUGGUGGAGGUGGCCGCCUCCGUGGAGCUCAUUCAGUCCGGUGGACGAGACGUUUUCCUGCCACCACAACGGGGCAAGAGUGCCCGCGAGGCGCUUGAGCGGUACAUAGCUCAGCACUGCCCCGCCCUUUCCCUCACCUUUCGACGCCAGGGGGCGGCUCACAUUGGCAUGCUGCGGGCCGUCUUCCCAGAGGAGCGUAAACGCCUGCUUGAAAAGGAGCAGGCCCUCCGGGAACGAGAACUGGUGAACAUGCUGGGGUUUCGUCUGGUGUUCAACGCCCUUGUGUUGAGUCAAAAGCCCUGCGUCGGUCACAACUGCUUUGCGGACCUCCUCUUUUUGGUUGCCACUCUGGACGGCCCGUUACCAGAGACUCUGUCCGAGUUUAAGCUUCGCAUGCAGGAGUUGUUUCCCACUGUGUUUGACACCAGGUAUGUUGCAACCCGGCAGGCGUUUUUUCCUGUGGGACGCUUUGGGGCCCGUUACUUGAGUGGCUUCUUUGGCGAGUACGGCUUUCGCUCCGCGCACGUGCAUGUGACGCUUCCUUUGGGGUUUGAAUCCUACGACCCCCUCGCCACCGGGGGCGGUGAGCGCGGUCACACUUCUGCCGGCGGCGAGGGCGGUGGGCCGACGCAUGAGGCCGGCUACGACGCCCUGCUGACAGGCACGCUGCUGCUCAACCUUCUCGCAGAAAUGGGGGGCUACGAAGUGGCGACCGCCCCCGAGUGUGUCGUGAAUCGCGUGGCCCUCUUCCGCUCCCUUUUUGCUCUCCGGCUGGGGACUCCCGACGUCGACGAGUAUCUCCCGGAGAGCGGUGUGCUCGAGCUGCGGCAUGAGAAGGGCGUGAAGAUGCAUCAUCUAGACUCCUGCUUUACCGCCAUCUCGCUGUGCAACGUCGAGCUUUACGCCGUGGAUGAGACACGGACGUUGGCCGUUCUCCCCCCCACUUGGUCGGAACUGGAGCCACGUGGUGAGCAGCGGAACCUGGGCUGGCUUUCCACGCACAUGACCUCGCGCUUUCCGCAGUUUUUUGAGGCCGCCGUGUACCAACCCGCCGCCGCCCCUUUGAGUGCAAAGGGCGCCUUUCACACGACACCACGCGCGCUUAUGCGUCUUUGCAUUCGCGCCGCUCAGCGCUGA